AUGGGUGAAACAGCCGCUGAACCGAUGGAAGUGGACAAGACUUCAAAACCUAAGGCUAAUAUUCCAUGGUAAGCUCAAAGUUUCGCUUUUUUCUUUUGUUUUAUGCGUUAACUUUGGUAGCGAAGCUUAUUAAUAGGUUGCAGAAAAAUUAAAGGAAUAUAUUAAACCAAUUUCCUUCAGGGUAGAGAAGUAUCGGCCCAAGACGUUGGAUCAAGUUGCUGGAAAUCCACAAACUAUCGAGAGAUUCAAGUUCUUUGCAAGAAAUGGCAAUGUCCCCCACAUGGUCUUGGCUGUAAGUUUGGCUUCUUUCUUUUCAUCGAAGUUUAGGACGUUGUAGGAAAACGCUACAAAUAAGGAUUAUUACUUAUAAUCGUUUGAUUACAGGGUCCACCAGGAUGUGGAAAAACGACUACUAUUCACGCGAUGGCAAGAGAAAUGCUUGGAGAUCUCUACAAGAAAGCGGUAAUUGAGCUCAAUGCCUCGGAUGAACGUGGAAUCGAUGUUGUUCGACAGAAAAUAAAAGACUUUGCUGAGUGCCAUGUCACACUACCUUUGGGGAAGCACAAGAUCAUUGUUUUGGAUGAGGUUGACAGCAUGACUGAAGGUGCUCAGCAAGCCUUGAGGAGGAUUAUGGAGAAUUAUUCGAAGACGACAAGAUUCAUGUUGGCUUGCAACCAAAGUGACAAGGUUAUUGGUAUGUGUUUUGCCUUGUUUUUUUUUCUUUUUAGACAUCCAAGAACUUCGGUAAUAAACAAUAAUUCGUGUUGUUUUAGAGCCAAUCCAAAGUCGUUGCGCAAUUGUAAAAUACAGUCGGUUGAGUCGCGAGGAGCUAAUAAAAAGGGUGAAGAAUGUCGCCGAACUAGAGGGAGUUGAUUACACAGACGAUGGACUCGAAGCCAUCUGGCAAACCAGCCAAGGAGAUCUCCGAAUGGCAAGUGUAGUAUUACAAAUUUCUCUUCCAAGACUUUAUUGUAUAUAUCCUGACUCUCUCCUUUGCAGGCUCUGAACAAUCUCCAAUGCACCGCUUCGGGUUAUGGUCGAGUCUCGGCUGAUGUUGUGUAUAAAGUAUGCGAUGAGCCGAGUCCAGAAGAGAUCACUGAUUUCUUCCAAAGAUGUCAAACUGCUCAAUUCAAGAUGGCUGUCGUUUAUUUGGAGAAGCUCAGGAAAGACGGUUAUGCAUUUACUGACAUUCUAUCAGUUUUGAAUCGGACUUUACUCAAUGUGGACAUACCUGAAGUCCUAAAAUACGAAUAUAUCAAGGUAAUUUAGACUUCUUUUUGGUAUAAAUUCUAAAGAACAGUUACUAGAGCAUUUUGUUUGUUUUUAGGGCCAUUAUUACAAAGUAUUCUUUCAAAAAUCGUAUUUUUUGAGUGAUAUUAAACAUGGCCUAGAUAAAAUUAACGGGUUUGUGAUAGGGUGGGUCGGACAAAAGGUGGACGACUUUAUCAGAUAGCUCACCCACACCUUUUUUGACCUCUUUAGAGCAGUUUGUGUCAAAAUGACUGAUUAUUUACAUUACACAUGAUGAUUUCAGAUAAUUGGUCUCACUCAUUUGAAUGCCCUCAAGGGAAACGACGGAAAACUCCAACUUUACGCUCUGGCCGCCGAACUUUGCACGGCCACGGAGGGAAUCAACGCCUAA
Messenger RNA from Bursaphelenchus xylophilus (pine wood nematode), 1642 nucleotides. Lineage: Eukaryota; Metazoa; Nematoda; Chromadorea; Rhabditida; Aphelenchoididae. The record is from the annotation of a GenBank genome assembly.